UACAUGACAUCUCUGACCAUAUAUGAGAAGGAAACUGUAUAGCAAUGUGUACUAAGUCAAUGAGUGUUAAAUAAUCGUACGCUUUAAUUUCGUUGUUCUGCCGGCAGAGCUGCCGCGUUAAAUGUAGACCUCAGUGAUCUCUCGUUGUGUGUGUGUGUGUUUUACUGCCAUGGAAUAUUGGACACAAUGGACAGUGUUUUCGGUUGUUGUUUGGUUAGAUGGCCUGAGCAGCAAAUCGUCACCCCUGAUUGAAGUGCAAACAACUAGUAUUUCGGAGAGGAUACGGAAAAGGCAAAUAUGUAAAGCUUCUGUUUGUUUUAUAUGUAUGAAUGUACAUAAGUGAGACCUGUUGAAUGAUUUCAAAAACUUUUGUGCAAAAUUGAUUUGUUUGGCAUCAUUAUUGUUAUGUUCCUUACUAGAUUGGGAGAUGUAUAAAGAACGAUAUAAAGAAAUUCGCUGGAAUGACUGUACCCACAUUGCGAUAUUGGUUCAUGUGUUGAUUUGGACGAGGAAACAACCAGUAAGAAUGAACCUUCCCGGCUGGAAGACUUUCAAGUUUCGCAACAUCUUCAAUGGCAUCUUCUAAAUAUUUUUUCAAGGCAUUUCCUUAAGUCAACUGCUUUUACACCUAUUAUGAAGAAAUGUUUGGAAACACGGCUUUUAUAAAAACGCAAUUCUAUUUGAGAAGCUCAGAUUAACAAAGUGUUUACACCGAAUUUUUUUACAAAUAAAAAAUAUCGCAAAAAAACCAAAGCCCAAUUUUUGGAAAAAGUCCAUCUCUAAUAUAAGCAGCAUAUAAUACCAGAACUAUGGAUAACUCCUAUUUGAAGUUAACAAGUGCCAAAAGAUUUGUCAUAGAGGAUUCAAUUACCAAAGUAACCUCUGAUGGCGAACCCCAUGAAAUGAUGACAAUGAUAGCAGGCCUCUCUGGGGUACUGGCAGCUAUGGUCAUACUAACAGUGUUGAUAUUCUUUGUGGGAUGUAAAAAAGCUCCCACCAAACAUGAAUGUGAUAGAUGCUCCGAGACGGGUUCCUGCACUGGAGGUUCUGGCAAAAAAUCACCUAUCCUCAGUGUUGAGUUUACAGAUAGCCGCAGCAAAUGCUCCUCCAUAGCCACCAUAUAUGAUGGUAACGGUCAUGGAAGUAUUCGCAAUAUACGCAGAUCCACUUCGGCUUCCACCAUCAGGGCGGGAGGUAAUCUGCAACAAAAUCUAAACAAAGCCUUUGAAGGAAGUGAGCUAAAUUUGCAGGAUUCCUUGGAGAGGCCAAAAAAGCAAAAGAGGACACAUUGGCAGGAUGAGUUGCAAACUCAAAGGGAGACAACCAUAGACAUAGAACGUUAUUGAGGGUGGCUUAAAAUUAAGUAAAAAAAAAAGAUCAGAAUAUGCUAUGUAGAGUAAGCGGAAAGUGCAAGUUGUAAUUGUAAACGAGAAGACUGAGCGGAACGUAAGGCGUAUGUAGGUUGACGUCAGAUGAUUUCGUGAUUUAGCCAUAAGUGCGGUAACUCCAAAUGAUAUAGAGUUAAGAUUUAUAUGGAGCAAUGUACAUAGAUAUACAAAGAGGAAAGAAAAACAAUUGUUAUUUAAUACUAGAUAAUAUUAACUUUAACUUACCUUAAGUAAAUAUGAUUUAAAGUAGUGGUGGGCACAACGACACAUGUACACAAUAUUUUCAAACCCAUGGGCUUAUAUUUUUGAAUGUAUAGUAGAGCGUCCCAUCCUA
Messenger RNA from Stomoxys calcitrans (stable fly), 1722 nucleotides. RefSeq lists its product as uncharacterized. Bases 810 to 1346 code for a protein of 178 amino acids. The record is from RefSeq and is a predicted model, not a curated record. Lineage: Eukaryota; Metazoa; Arthropoda; Insecta; Diptera; Muscidae. The transcript is spliced from 5 exons.